Messenger RNA from Dryobates pubescens (Downy woodpecker), 2002 nucleotides. It is a transcript of the gene ANGPTL2, whose product is annotated as angiopoietin like 2. The transcript is spliced from 5 exons. Bases 482 to 1954 code for a protein of 490 amino acids. The record is from RefSeq and is a predicted model, not a curated record. Lineage: Eukaryota; Metazoa; Chordata; Aves; Piciformes; Picidae.
UUUUUUUUUUCUUCCCCUACCAGGAUGUAAGUCACCACAAAGGAGCUGAAGUUCAAAUGAGGCUGCCCUAGCCUCGCGUGAAGCGAUGGAAUCCAGGCUUUGAGGGAGCGAGCCUGAGCUCUGCCCUCCCCGAGAGCAGCUGGGGCUCUGCCUCCGAAGCAGCACGGUGCGGAUGGGUAGCUGAGCCCGGGGAGCCACGCUGCGAAAAGUCUUGAAGAAGAGAAAGGGAGAAAAAGAAAGACUUUUGUCGUUCACCGAGUUAUUUCUCUGUGUAACUCCCAGUACAGCACACAGGGCUGUUCUGGGUAGGCUUCAGGUCACGGAAGAGGUAGGCUUUGGCUAAGUGAGAUGUCACAACUCCUGCGUCCGAGCUCUUCUGAAAGCCUCUGGUGAAAGCACGCUCAGGACUGAACAAAAGCCAAAGGAGACCAGAUUUUUAGAAGUUCCUUGCAGAAGAAUAUUUGACCAGAACUAGAGGAUCAUGACGACAACAAGAUUCAUCUGUUUAAUGCUAGUAUCUGUUGUGGGAGCUACUGCAAGUGAAACUCAAGAAUUUGAAGGCAACAAUGAGGAAACAGAACAAGAAUUCAUUUACAUGAACAGAUACAAGCGUUCCAGUGAGACGCAGGACAAGUGCACUUACACCUUUAUUGUACCUCAGCAGAGAGUGACGGGUGCCAUUUGUGUAAACUCUAAGGAGCCUGAAGUUCUACUUGAAAACAGGGUAAAUAAGCAAGAGUUACAGUUACUUAACAAUGAACUUCUUAAACAAAAGAGACAAAUAGAAACUCUCCAGCAACUGGUAGAGGUGGAUGGUGGGAUUGUUAACGAGGUGAAACUCUUAAGGAAAGAGAGCAGGAACAUGAAUUCUCGUGUCACCCAACUCUACAUGCAGUUACUACAUGAAAUCAUCCGAAAGCGUGACAACGCCUUAGAACUUUCACAGCUUGAGAAUAAGAUUUUGAACCAAACUGCAGAUAUGUUGCAGCUUGCAAACAAAUACAAAGACUUAGAGCACAAGUACCAACAUCUGAUGACGAUCGCCAAUAAUCAGUCAAUAAUAAUCGCCCAACUGGAAGAGCACUGUCAAAGAAUGCCACCCAUAAAGCCACUGCCACAAACGCCUCAGCCGCCGAAUAAAGUCUACCAGCCUCCUACUUACAACCGCAUUAUUAACCAGAUCUCUACUAACGAGAUUCAGAGCGAUCAGAACUUAAAGGUUCUGCCACCCACCUUACCAACCAUGCCCGCAGUGACCAGCAUUCCAACUUCAACUGAUAAACCAUCUGGGCCCUGGAGAGACUGCCUACAAGCUUUAGAGGACGGCCAUGAUACAAGUUCCAUCUAUCUUGUAAAACCAGAGAACACAAACCAGCUUAUGCAGGUCUGGUGUGAUCAACGGCAUGACCCUGGUGGCUGGACAGUCAUCCAGAGAAGGCUGGAUGGGUCUGUCAACUUUUUCAGGAACUGGGAAACAUACAAGCAAGGAUUUGGUAAUAUAGAUGGAGAGUAUUGGCUUGGAUUAGAAAAUAUUUAUUUGCUAACAAAUCAAGGCAACUACAAACUGCUCAUAACAAUGGAAGACUGGUCAGGUCGAAAAGUGUUUGCUGAAUAUGCCAGCUUCAGACUGGAACCAGAAAGUGAAUAUUACAAGUUGAGACUGGGACGCUACAAUGGGAAUGCAGGAGACUCCUUCACUUGGCACAACGGGAAACAAUUCACCACGCUGGACCGGGACCACGAUGUCUACACAGGUAACUGUGCUCAUUACCAGAAGGGAGGAUGGUGGUACAAUGCAUGUGCUCACUCUAAUCUCAAUGGAGUUUGGUAUCGUGGAGGCCACUACCGCAGUCGUUAUCAGGAUGGUGUUUACUGGGCCGAAUUCCGAGGGGGAUCGUAUUCACUAAAGAAAGUUGUUAUGAUGAUAAGACCUAACCCCAACACAUUCCACUGAAAUAUCUCCUCUCCUGGUUUCCUUUCUUGUUCUAAAAAAAAAAAAAUA